This is a messenger RNA of Dibothriocephalus latus, 215 nucleotides long. Lineage: Eukaryota; Metazoa; Platyhelminthes; Cestoda; Diphyllobothriidea; Diphyllobothriidae. The record is from the annotation of a GenBank genome assembly.
AUAUCAAGGAUCUGAAAUACGCUCCUCUGCAACGUUUCGUCGGAGCAAACGAGAUCUGCAACCUGCCCGUCGAUUUUGGAUGGUGCGGAGCAUUCGUACCCCGGUUCUACUUUGAUGCCAAGGAUGGAGCCUGCAAAUCCUUCGUAUACGGCGGAUGCCGCGGAAAUGAAAAUAAUUUCGAAACUGAAGAAGAAUGUCUGGAGACAUGUGCUUAG